Molecule: messenger RNA, 1107 nt
Organism: Leptidea sinapis
Lineage: Eukaryota; Metazoa; Arthropoda; Insecta; Lepidoptera; Pieridae
Product: pancreatic triacylglycerol lipase-like
Exons: 6
Coding region: 45-1052 (335 amino acids)
Biological process (GO): lipid metabolic process
Molecular function (GO): lipase activity
Source: RefSeq, a predicted model, not a curated record
AUUGUUUCGAAAUUUAGAAUAACUAGCGUAUUCCUACAAUUAAGAUGUUGAAAUUUGUGCUAAUUAUUUCGUUUUAUUCAGCGUUAUGUUCUGCGGUGCCAACGAAUCCAAUUAUAUCCAAAGUUGAACCUGGCUUACGAUAUCAAUAUGCUCAGGAUUCCGAUGGCAACAACCAUCUAGUUGACCUAUGGAUGUCGAUAAAUGACCUUUCUGAAGCUGCAAGAUUCUUUCCAGAAGUUUCUAACGUCUAUCAUCUCUUCACAAGGUCAAAUCCUACAAGAAGUCAACCUUUAUUGCUUAACAAUGUCAAUAUGUUACAAGAGUCAAACUUCGACGGCAGCAGAAGAACUAUAGUCUUAAUCCACGGUUGGAUGAAUUCUGGAACAUCCGAUUUUAAUAUGGCUUUAAUUCCAGUUCUUCUUGCUGCGGAAAAUGUUAACGUUAUCGUUGUUGACUGGAGUUCUGGAGCUAACUCGCUCAACUAUAGAAUUGUCAACUGGAACAGUGUGACGUCAGGGGAAGCAGUGGCCAAGUUCAUCAACUUUGUCAAUCAAUGGACAGGCUCAAAUUUAAGCCAAUAUCACAUUAUUGGACAUGGAGUUGGUGGCCAUAAGGCUGGUGUUGUGGGAAGAAAUCUUAAUGGGCAAAUAGGUUACAUAACUGGUUUGAACCCUGCUCUCAUUGGUUGGGUUAACAAUAUAGAUAGAUUAUCACCAAGUGAUUCAUUGUAUACUGAAGUUAUACAUACAAACUACUUGACCGGAUAUGUGGAAGAGCUGGGACACGUCGAUUUCUACCCCAAUGGGGGCAUAUCAAUGCCUGGAUGUGACUCUAAUGAGUGCGACCACGCAAGGAGUUUCUUCUACUUUGCUGAAUCGGUAACAUCAGGCGGAUUCACCGGGAGAGAAUGUUUAAACUAUUAUGCAGCUGUACUUAGAAUGUGUGAUUUUCUCUCAGGACGUCUACAAAUGGGCGGUUUAACACCUAAAUACGGCAAAACUGGCGUAUACUAUUUGGAGACAAACGGCGCUAGACCUUUCUCGCAAGGAUAACAUAAAGGUGUAUUUACAUGUAAGGCGGGAUAUUAAUAAAUCAUAGUACCAAAAA